Molecule: messenger RNA, 2805 nt
Organism: Cuscuta europaea
Lineage: Eukaryota; Viridiplantae; Streptophyta; Magnoliopsida; Solanales; Convolvulaceae
Source: the annotation of a GenBank genome assembly
CCCAAUUUGAUGGUCUCAUUUCUUUUGUGCACAAGUUUUAAUAAAGUGGUUGAAAAGGUAAAAAUUGUGGUUGAGAUUUGAGUAUAAUAAAGUGAAAUGAUAUGAGCCACAUCUUUGCUUCCAAAAAGGGAAACAAGAUCAUCAUUUUGGGACAUCCCAAAAAGAAAUACAGGACCAUCAUUUUGGGACGGAACUAGUAUAAACCAAUAGUACCUAGCAGUACACAAAAACGUGUACAUAUAGCAUUUUUUGUUUCAAAUGAGACCCUAAUCCAAACCCAAUAGAGGAGGAGAGGUUGAUGCCAAGUAUAGAUCUCUUACUCACACACCUAAACACACUUUUGGAGUGAUUCCAAUUGACCAUUCAAAACGAGCCGUAGUUGAGAGGGUAUGUGAGGUCUAAUUUGUUUUUCACUUUUUCUUUUGUCCCGUCCGUAGCAGCUAGGCAGGCCACCGGCCCAGUGCUGGAAUAGGCCGACUGGACCAAUUGAAUCUGCAUCAGACUUAAUUAUUGGUUUGGUUUAGUUUGGUUUAUAAAUCCUCUGCUAACUAAGCUCCUUCUUCCUGAUUCACUCUCACAUACAUACAUACAUAUAAUACAGAAAAGAGAUCGAGAAUCUCUCCUAACUUUUAGGCAUACUUAUAUAAAUUGCUGCCUACAAUAAUAAAAGCUUGGCUGUAUUGUAUUGUAUUCAUCUACAAUAAAUGUCGGCGGCGGCGGCUGCACUUCCUAAUACAGAAAAUGAAGCGAAAACUCUUGAAGAUUCCUCGGACUACAAGGGCCGCCCCUCCCUCCGCUCCUUCUCCGGCGGAUGGACCAGUGCCGCCAUGAUUUUAGGGGUUGAAGCAUGUGAGAGGAUGACGACGUUGGGUAUUGCCGUCAACCUCGUGACCUAUUUGACGGGGACCAUGCAUUUAGGAAACGCAAACGCCGCUAACAACGUUACUAACUUUCUUGGGACUUCCUUCAUGCUCACCCUCUUAGGUGGCUUCGUGGCUGACACUUUCCUGGGAAGGUAUUUAACCAUCGCCAUUUUUACAACUAUACAAGCCACGGGUGUGACUGUUUUGACCAUCUCUACCAUAAUACCAAGCUUAAGGCCUCCAAAGUGUGACCGGGGAAGUCCUUCAUGCAUUCCGGCGAGCAGCACACAACUCACCGUCCUCUACGCAGCCCUCUACCUCACCGCACUCGGAACCGGCGGACUGAAGUCCAGCGUGUCCGGCUUCGGGUCCGACCAGUUCGACGAAACCGACAACAAAGAGCGCGUGCAGAUGGUGAAGUUCUUCAGCUGGUUCUUCUUCUUCAUCAAUGUGGGGUCUCUGGCCGCCGUGACGGUGCUAGUGUACAUCCAGGACAGCUUCGGACGGCGGUGGGGCUACGGCAUUUGCGCCGGCGCCAUCGUCGUGGCGGUUGUCAUCUUCCUCUCGGGGACGAAACGGUACCGUUUCAAGAAGCUUGUGGGGAGCCCGCUGACGCAGGUUGCUUCGGUUUUCAUGGCGGCGUGGAGGAACAGGCGCUUGGAGUUGCCGUCGGACUCUUCCCUUCUCUUCAACGUUGAUGACGUCAACGGCGACCUGAAAUGCAAGAACAAGCAAAAAUUACCACACAGCAAACAGUUCCGGUUCUUGGACAAGGCGGCAAUCAGAGGCGAUGCAGUUACGGUGGAAAGCAAAUGGUCUCUAGCAACGUUAACAGACGUGGAAGAGGUCAAACAACUGAUCAGAAUGUUGCCCACUUGGGCCACGACCAUAAUGUUUUGGACUGUCUAUGCUCAAAUGACAACAUUUUCCGUGUCACAAGCCACCACCAUGGACCGCCACAUCGGAAAAUCCUUCGAGAUUCCCGCCGCUUCGUUGACCGUCUUCUUCGUCGGGAGCAUCCUGUUGACCGUCCCGCUAUACGACCGUGUUGUGGUCCCCGUCGCUCGACGCUUCCUAAAGAACCCCCAAGGUCUAUCCCCAUUGCAGCGAAUUGGCAUUGGUCUAGUGUUCUCAAUAUUUGCCAUGGUAGCCGCUGCGUUGACCGAAGUCAAACGGCUAAAGGUUGCCCACUCAACCGGCCACGUGGACGCCACGGUACCUAGGAGUGUGUUUUGGCUGGUCCCACAGUUCUUCCUAGUUGGUGCAGGAGAGGCCUUCACUUACAUAGGACAGCUUGACUUCUUCCUAAGGGAGUGUCCUAAGGGGAUGAAAACCAUGAGCACAGGGCUUUUCCUUAGCACUAUAUCUCUGGGGUUCUUCUUUAGCUCAAUCUUGGUUACCAUUGUGCAUAAGGUGACAGGACACAAAAGGCCAUGGCUGGCUAAUAACCUUAACCAAGGGAGGCUCUAUGACUUCUAUUGGUUGUUAUCACUUCUAAGUGUGAUUAACUUGAUGCUUUUCUUGUUCUGCUCAAAAUGGUAUGUGUACAAGGAGGAGAGGCUUGCAAGUGAGGGGAUUGAACUAGAGGAGCCAUCAGCAGAAACUGCAGCAUGCCAUUAAUUUACACAUGAGUGAGGAGAAUAGAAUUGAAGGGAAUACAAUGUUUUUUUGUUCUCUAUCUGCAUGUGUAUGUUCCUUUACUCCAGUGUUCAUAAGAAGCAUGGAUGUGUUUCAAACCUUUUUAGUGUCCAUUAUAAAAUCCCAAGUUGCAUGAUGCAACUCUUCUUUAAUUUCUACGAAGAAAUCACAUGUACCCUAAGUAUUUUAACAAUUGAUUAUGCAUAUGUGUAUGUAUAUUUAUAUGUGUAGAGGUAGCUUGGAGCAGGGACGUAGCCAGGGGAGGGUCAACUCUGGUCCUGACCCAACCUAAAUUUAAAAAAUG